Boleophthalmus pectinirostris (great blue-spotted mudskipper) is the source of this 4002-nucleotide messenger RNA. It is a transcript of the gene kctd6a, whose product is annotated as potassium channel tetramerization domain containing 6a. NCBI's taxonomy places the organism in Eukaryota, Metazoa, Chordata, Actinopteri, Gobiiformes, Gobiidae. The record is from RefSeq and is a predicted model, not a curated record. Bases 258 to 977 code for a protein of 239 amino acids. The transcript has 7 exons. Gene Ontology annotation, biological process: protein homooligomerization. Gene Ontology annotation, molecular function: protein binding.
UUUGGUGAAACCGGAGGUGUGGUUUCUUUACAUGCUUAGCUAGUUGUUGUAGAUGUAAACAUUGAUGCAAAUGAACUUGAACCGUAAUUUUCCUACUGUUUGGGUAUUUGUUUUUGUCGCUGUCGGAAUAGCAGCUCAAAUGGCACGGUUUUAGGCAUCUACAUGGAGACAAGUUGGCCAACCUACUUGGUGGAUCUUCAAGUUAGAGGGUGUGAGAUGCUGUUUGAUGCAGGUCGUUGGGGAUUCGACAUUCAGCGAUGGAGAACGGGAGUCUGGGCUACAUGAGGGGGGAGUGUGUGUCUCUGAAUGUUGGCGGCUGCUUGUACCGCACUUCUUUGUCCACACUGCGGCGCUAUCCGGACUCCAUGUUGGGAGCCAUGUUCAGAGGAGACCUGCCCACCGUGAAGGACGCACAGGGAAACUACUUUAUUGACCGCGACGGGACACUGUUCAGAUACGUCUUAAACUUCCUGCGCACGUCGGAGCUCACUCUUCCCUGCGACUUCAAAGAGACAGAGCUGCUGAGAAAAGAGGCCGACUUCUACCAGAUCGAGCCCCUGCUGCAGUGUCUGGGAGACCCCAAGCCCACACCGCUGUAUCCCACCGACUCGUACGAGGAAGUGGUGGAGCUGUCCAGUACCAGGAAGCUGUCCAAAUACUCUAACCCCGUGGCAGUCAUCAUCACCCAGCUAACGGUCACCACCAAGGUGCAGAGUGUUCUGGGGGCCAUCUCCAACAGCUUCACAAAGUGGAACAAACACAUGAUGGACACCAGGGACUACCAGGUCUCCUUCACCUUCGGACCUUGUGACCACCAACAGGAAGUCAGCCUGAGAGUCCACCUGCUCGAGUUCAUCUCCAAAGCUGGAUUUACAAUACGCAACACUCGAGUCCACCACAUGAGUGAACGAGCCAACGAGAACACAGUGGAACAUCACUGGACGUUCUGCCGACGCACUCAUAAAGUCCAUGAUUAAACUCUGAAAAACUGACAUUUACCGAGAAUGAACAGGUGGAGAUGCAGUGGAAUGUACAAUUUAAGUUAUUUGUAAAUAUGUGAACUGAUGGUUUCAUUUUGAUAUGGGCUUACAUCAGGACAACCUUUCGUCCAAGACUGGAGCAUGUGCCACAUCAGUGAAGCAGGGAUAAAAAGACUGAACCUUAAUGCAUCUCAUGGAACCCUGAAUUUAAAAGUUUUCUUGUUGUUUGUGUACAUUCCUGUUUGGUUUUCUUCUUGUGUGUCCCUUUAAAAUGUAAGGGCAGUUAAUAUUUUAUUUAAUACUUAUUUCAGUUAAUACUUUUUGACUAGCUAACCAUCCUUUUUCACCAGGUAUCACUAAAAUCCACCUACCCUCAGGCUGUGUUACAUAGUCAUUAUGAUACCUCAAGUCAUAUAACCACGACACGAUUACCAAAAAUGUUUGCACUGUUGUAAACAUGAGUUUACCUGUUUUUGUCAGAGUCAUAGUGUUCUUUGAUCAACCUGAAAAAUAUUCAGUACUCUAUUCCUGCUGCUAGAUUCUGUCUAGUCUUCAUUUUCAUGUUGCAUUGCCUAAGCCUUCUACAGCUCCUGGACCUAAGACAGCUUCACUGACCAACUGUACCAAUGGAGGAGCUAUACUUAGGACUUCAUGAUAUUUAAUGGAGGUUCCACAAUUACCUUGAGCUGAAAGAGAGAUUUUUGUCAGAUUUAAAAUUUCAAACUCAAGAAACUGUUUUGUAACUGUAAAUUUAGUAUAGUGAACAUGCAAGCUAUAGCAAAACGUCACAUAGGCAAAAUCAUACUUUUGAAAGCAUCGAUUAACAUAAGAGACAUCCGAGCUGCCCCUGCUACGCCUUCUUGCUGUUUCUUUAAAAUAAACCAAAUUGCAGACGAAAUAUGGUAAACCUAGGUAUUGGUGAAUAUAUCCUAGAUGGACUCCUUGCUGUCAAAGUUUCAGGUACUGCAUGCCAUACUUACUCCUUUGUCCUUGUAAUGUUGAUGUUUGACGUUCAGCUAUAUAUUUCUCUACACCGUAGAUUGUAUAUAUGAAUGAACACAGUUAAUGCACUAUUUGCUGCGUUCCAAAUAAGAAGUGCGUCAGGAGGCUUUUCUGGCUCCUUCUGACCCUGGCUCCCAUUGACUUACAUUGGGAUCUUGUUGCCCCUCUCUCUGUACCUGCUGUGGUGAACCUCCAUAUUUUGGUUGUAAAAUGUUCAUAUUAACCCACUCUACAUAAUCCUGAAUUUUUAAUUUUGAUAUUUUGUCCUUAAAAUAAAAUAUGAACAUAAAUAACGGACCAAUCAGAUGCCUUCAUUCUCCAGGGUUGCUCCCGCUAGUGUUAGCCACAGGUUUAAUUGACAGCUAGUGUGUUUUGUUGCUAAGCCCCCUUCCCGGUGAGAAGGGCGGGCAUAUUUAAUGACCUCAAUCAUGAUUGGCUCUUGUGGUUGCUAUGAUACUUGCGGUUGGAUUUCCAAAUAUGGAGCCUGGCUCCAAAUUCGCUCCUGUAACUCCUGUAGCAUCGAGAGCUUCAUUUGAGCGGAGCUGAACGCUGUGGGUGACGUCACACUCGCUUAGUACACUUCGUUAUACAGUUUAUGCUCCACACUCACUCCACACAACAAUAAACUUAUCUUAGUCCAUCAUGAGUCAUCCUCUGAGGUCUUGGAUGAGAUGCUGACUACAUGCCUGUUCACGCAAAAUGUAACGUAAGUAUGCCUGUUGGACGGUGCCCUUUCAGACAAACUCAGUUUCUUUCUGCUUCUUCCUGGGCUGCAGAGGGUUUAUCGCUGUUCACUGUUCAUCACUAAUCCUACUUGCAACAGGUUUUAGGGGGAGAUUCUGUUUGCAGUUCUACAAAUUAAUACACUAUGAGAGAGAGAGAGAUUUUAUAUCCCGAGGGAAAUUCAAGUUUGCUGCCACAAACUGUUGCAGUUUUGCUGCAACAUUUACAGUGUGCUUCUCUGUCACCUUUGUGUCUCAGUCAAAGGUCUCAUUUUAACUGGUCAGGUAGGGUCAGCAGAUCCUGUGGAAGAGCCAAAAGUGUCCCUCCUUUGUGCCCUGCAGCAUCACAGAAGUGUCCAGGCGGAACAAGGUGAACAUAACAGGAAAGGCCCCAUUCUUACUCUGCUGUGGUGUGUUAGUAUUCAUUCCCUCAAAGUAUUUCAUCUGGAAGGUCCUCUGCCCAUAGACUGUAUAAAAAUGAUUGUUAUUAAUUUUAUUUAAACCUUUCCACACUCAAAGACACCGUACAAACAACAAUUAAGACACAUAACAAUUAAGACAUGGUGUAAAAAGCCUGUAAUAUCUCAAAUGUCCAUAGCUAGCUCCUUAGCUAGUGUCUUGCAUGGUGGUCUACAUGAAUACGGGAAAAACAAACAUUCAUUUCACACAAUCCAACAGUCCCUUACUUGUGUACUUUGAACUGCACAUGCUGCAUUUCUUAGUUGGUUAAAAUCCCAUCAUAUGAUCUUCUAAAUUAAUGUUAAAAACAGCAGGUCACCUUCUGCUUCAUCCUCAGUGCCUCAGGCAAUCAUGCAGAGGACAAUAAAGUAUUUCCCCUACUGAACACUUGUGAUACUGCAGCAAAAGACAUGAAUGGUUGACAACAUUAUUACUCAAAAUGGACAACAUUCAUACCUUUCAGCAGUAACAUUUCAGAUUUUAUUCUCAUGUGGAAAAAAACUUAUUUUCUUUUAUGUGUGGGAAAAUGCUGUUUUAUGUACAUUCAGACCUCACAAAUAAAGUAAACUCUUUUUUUUUUUGGAUUGUGUAUUCAUAAGUAGCCUAUUGGAACCUGUUAUCCCAUGAAUUUCUGUUCUGUAUUUGCAAUGUAUUUAUAAUCAUAUGACAUAAACUAAAACAAUUGAUAAAAAAUAAUGAACUAUGGAUGAAAUGUCUUUUUUAGUAUUAUGUUUGUCUAAAAUGUUAUUUCUGAGCACAACUUGCUCAAUGCUUCAUCUACUGGUAAAUGCUGGUAAAAGAAUUAGGGCUGCAAUAAUUGAUCUUUUUAUAAUAAAGAC